AUGGCACGGUGGUGGCGUUUCUUUCUGUUCCUCGCGCCCGUCGCGAGCGUCGACAUGCCGUGCGCGCUGACGCCGCAGACGGUCGCGCGCAUCCGCGAGUGGGUCCACUCCGGCGUCGAUCCCGGUGGCGACGCGUUCGACGCCGUCCACUGCGCCGUCGUGCGCGCGGCCGGCGGCGUCGUCGGCGGGCUCGGCGGCGGCGCCGCGGGCUACUCGCUGGCGUCGGCGUUCGCGGACCGCGUCGGCGCCCGGUUCUGCGGCGACUCCGAGCGAUGCCGGUCGCGCGCGUCGACGUUCGCGCGCGUCGCCGGCGGCGUCGUCGGCUACGCCGUCGGCGGCGCCGUCGGCAACGAGGCGGCGUCGCGGACCUUCGGUCGCGGCGGCUUCUUCGGCUCGACGAGCCCGCUCGCCGCCGUGCGCGAGUGCGCGGGCCGCUUCGGCCUCGCGGAGGACGCGCUCACCGCGGACGCCGUCGACGAGGCGUACCGGAAGCGGAGUUUGGUCGACCACCCGGACAAGAAGGGCGGCUCGAACGAGGACAUGGCCAAGACGAACGUGUGCCGGGAGCUCCUCCGCGCGGCCGUCGACGAGCAGCGCUCCUUCUGGGAGCUCUAA
This is a messenger RNA of Aureococcus anophagefferens, 615 nucleotides long. RefSeq lists its product as hypothetical. The coding region runs from base 1 to 615 and encodes 204 amino acids. NCBI's taxonomy places the organism in Eukaryota, Pelagophyceae, Pelagomonadales, Pelagomonadaceae. The transcript has a single exon. The record is from RefSeq and is a predicted model, not a curated record.